Molecule: messenger RNA, 514 nt
Organism: Thlaspi arvense
Lineage: Eukaryota; Viridiplantae; Streptophyta; Magnoliopsida; Brassicales; Brassicaceae
Source: the annotation of a GenBank genome assembly
AUUUUCUCAACCAAUUAUCAAAGAAAAAGAUCAGAAAAUAUGAAAAAUGCAUUUUCACUUGUGGUUUUCAUCAUCUUCUUUAUCAUGCUGGCUUCUGUUGGAAGUAAAGUGAACGCAAAGCUAUGCCAAGAACCUCUAGGUGGUUGUCUAUUUUGUAAAGAUAGAUGCACGAAUAAAUACGGGUCACUUGGGAGAGGCAUUUGCGGUGGAAACCAUCUAUGCACGUGUGAAUACGUGUGCAGCCCGUCACAAGGACCUCCGCAGCCCAAACAGUGCUAUGGCGGGCCUGGUGGGCCUGGCGGACCUGGCAUUAAGUGCGGCAGUGCAUGCAAUGAUAAUUGUGGAAAAUACUACUCUGGUGGAUCUGGAUUUUGUGAAUCUAAUUUAUGCAAAUGCCGAUAUCCUUGCUAAUUUUUUGUUUGUUUGUAAUGUUUUUUUUUUGGAAUAAAUGAAAUAAAUCAGUGAAACCGAUCAAAAUUAUUUUCAGUUUUAAUGGAAGACGUGUGAAUGCCAA